AUGUCCAGUGGUAUUCCGCAAACAGUUGCAAGAAUCGCCGUUGAAACUGAAACGGAAUCAGAUAUAAAUUCCUACAAACAACCUUCUACAUAUGAAAGUGGAACCAUUGAAGUACCAACAGCAGAUAAACAUGUGCUUCAUUCUCCAAUAACAAGGAGAAAACAGCAUAUCAUACAGAAAAGUAAGCUGUCACCGCAUUGUGCUAAGCUUUACAGGCAAUACAGAAGAUCACAGAGGCAGCUUAAUUUCAAAACACGAGUGAAAAAGGCGGUGAAGCAAGCAAUGGCGAUAAUGAAGCAGAGCCUAAAGUGCUAUAGAUUUCUUCAGAGAAUAUUUAUCUUACCGUCAAAAUAUACCAUAAACAAAAUGAUCGCCAAAUUGAAUUAG
Messenger RNA from Parnassius apollo (apollo), 387 nucleotides. The record is from the annotation of a GenBank genome assembly. Lineage: Eukaryota; Metazoa; Arthropoda; Insecta; Lepidoptera; Papilionidae.